Talpa occidentalis (Iberian mole) is the source of this 1207-nucleotide messenger RNA. RefSeq names its product cms1 ribosomal small subunit homolog (gene CMSS1). Gene Ontology annotation, cellular component: nucleus; 90S preribosome. Bases 150 to 989 code for a protein of 279 amino acids. The transcript has 10 exons. The record is from RefSeq and is a predicted model, not a curated record. Lineage: Eukaryota; Metazoa; Chordata; Mammalia; Eulipotyphla; Talpidae.
GUAGAGACGUCAUCGCACGGGGCGGAGGAGACGUUUGUGACCUGAGGCUCCUCGUGCGGCGACGCGGGUCGCAUCUCUCAGAAGCAGCGUGACUUCCACCCGCCUUCCUCUGCCCCUGGCUGUCUUACCACGUAGAAUCCCGCGCGGAGAUGGCAGACGAUCUGGGAGACGAGUGGUGGAAGAACCAGCCGGCCGGAGCUGCCAGCAACUCAGAAGCAUCAGAUGGUGAAGGAGGACAAGAUGCCAAAAUGAUGCCACAGGAGAUAGCUCCAGUUCCUGUCCUGUCAAAGAAAGCCAAACAGCCUAAAGAAUGUUUCUUGAUACAACCAAGGGAAACACAAGAGGAUGCCACUAAGACCAGGAAGAGGAGAAAGAAGAAAAUUACUGACAUUCUUGCAAAAUCAGAGCCACAGCCAGGGACACCUGAAGACCUGCAGAAGCUGAUGAAGGACUAUUACAGCAGCAGUCGCUCUGUGAUUGAAUUAGAAGAACUAAACCUACCAGACUCCUGUUUCCUCAAGGCCAAUGAUUUGACUCACAGUCUCUCCUCAUACCUAAAGGAAAUCUGCCCUAAGUGGGCAAAACUUUGUAAAAACCACAGUGAGAAGAAAUCUGUCUUGAUGCUGAUCAUCUGCAGCUCUGCCAUCCGAGCCCUGGAGCUCAUCAGAUCGAUGACCGCAUUCAGAGGCAAUGGCAAAGUUAUAAAAUUAUUUGCAAAACACAUAAAGAUCCAAGAACAAGUAAAGAUGCUAGAUAAGCGUGUUGUGCACCUGGGUGUUGGAACUCCAGGGAGGAUUAAAGAACUCAUUAAACAAGGUGGCCUUAAUUUGAACCCCUUAAAGUUUCUGGUCUUUGACUGGAACUGGAGAGAUCAGAAGUUGAGGAGGAUGAUGGACAUUCCCGAGAUAAGAAAGGAGGUUUUUGAACUUCUGGAAAUAGGAGUCCUUGGUCUGUGCAAGUCAGAAUCUUUGAAGCUGGGCCUUUUCUAAGACUGAAUCCUAAUGAAAAUUCCAGUUUUCAUGGUGGGAUUUGCAUUUCCUUUAAUGACUCUGGCACAUUGCAAGUAGUCAGUUAAUAUCAGCUAUUGUUUUAUUGUUAACUGCAUCACCAGAUGGAGCAUUGGAAAUGUUUGCUAGAGAUUAUUUGACAAAAUUGAAUCUGUCCUUUGCCAACUUCCAUGUAUAAUAAAGUAUCACUGGCUUGUGUA